Messenger RNA from Triticum dicoccoides, 966 nucleotides. Its product is annotated as zinc finger HIT domain-containing protein 3-like. The coding region runs from base 110 to 667 and encodes 185 amino acids. The transcript has 8 exons. Gene Ontology annotation, biological process: snoRNA localization; box C/D snoRNP assembly; maturation of LSU-rRNA from tricistronic rRNA transcript (SSU-rRNA, 5.8S rRNA, LSU-rRNA). NCBI's taxonomy places the organism in Eukaryota, Viridiplantae, Streptophyta, Magnoliopsida, Poales, Poaceae. Gene Ontology annotation, cellular component: pre-snoRNP complex; nucleus. The record is from RefSeq and is a predicted model, not a curated record.
CCACGCCUCCAGCCUCUUCUUCCAGCUUCCUGGUCUCCCGACGCCGACAUCAGCUACCUGAACAAAUUCGGCAUCGACAGACAACCGAACCGAAUUUCCGGUCCUGCGAAUGGGUGGUGGGAGCUGCGAUGUGUGCAAGGAGGCGCCGUCCAAGUACAAAUGCCCCACCUGCCGCACGCCCUAUUGCUCUGUGAUAUGCUUUAAAAAACACAAAGUUGAAUUCUGCCAAAAGAUAGUGCCCCAGGAAGAAACUAACAAGCCGUCGCUGCAGGAGGAAGUUACGACGAGCUCUGUGUUGCUGGAAAAAGGAACAGAUUAUUCUAAUAUCAAGGAUCAGCUUCCCUCUUUAAGUAAAAACCCUGAUGAGGACCAGCUUCCCUCUUUAGCAGCGGACACAACGUGCCCUGCACAAUCUCCAAACACAGUGUGCCCUACAAAAGCUCUUGAAGUUGAGGAUCCAAGCUGGCUUGUUGACCGGAAUAGAUUAAGGUCCUUAGUUGAAUUAAAUGAAGUCAGAGAUGCUCUCAGGGACUCUGAACUGCAGAAAAUGAUACUUCAAAUUGAUGGCUCUUCAGAACCAGAAAAGGAAUUGGAGAAAUUGAUGGAAGAACAAGCUUUUCAACAGUUCGCCAAUAAGAUUCUUGACAUUAUCAGUGCACAACAAUGAGCAAGUAUCCAUCUGCUGAAGCUCUCCCACCGGAGAGAAUGGAGACAUCUGGGCAAAAUGAGACCAGAGCAGCUAUUUGUAGAAGUUAAAUCAUCCUAUAAGAUAUUUCUCACAGCGGUGUUGGGGUGCGUUUCGUAAAAUAUUCUUUGCUGCAUUAUAUGGUUGGAAAAAAACUUGAAAUCUGACACAUGUAGGAAUUUCGUCAAGCAAAAACAUCUUAGAAUGUUGAGUGUGAAUGCAUAAUAACUACUCCCUCCACAAAGAGAUAAGAGUUUUUAUAAAACACUAAAAUAGUGAUC